Messenger RNA from Yamadazyma tenuis ATCC 10573, 2496 nucleotides. Its product is annotated as glucose-induced degradation complex subunit. NCBI's taxonomy places the organism in Eukaryota, Fungi, Ascomycota, Pichiomycetes, Serinales, Debaryomycetaceae. The record is from RefSeq and is a predicted model, not a curated record. Gene Ontology annotation, molecular function: protein binding.
AUGACCAUGUUUCCAACUAGCGAUUGGGUGUACAUUAUUCCCCCAUACUUGCUCCACACGAGCUUGGGCGCUAAGCUUCACCGCCAGUUGGCCCUCAUCAGCUCAGAACUUGCCAACUCCAAUGCCAUGCCAACCUGCUCUCCUCACUACGAAGCGGUCCCUGAGUCCAAGCCCAUUCCCCAAUACCACUUUUCUGCAGACCCCACUAUCCACAAUAUCAUCCGGGAUAAGCUAAUCUACAAGUUCCAAAUCAUCGGGAUCUUGGGCACCAGCCCCAAGCCACCCUCAGAGCUUUCGGACGAAGAGGUAUAUGAAUUGUUCGAAACGUUUGAACAUAAGCUAUUGGCAGACGAAACCAUGGCCAAAACCGCCAGCGACACCGCCAGCGAUGGCUCACACCCUGGAUCGAAUACCAGGCACAAGAAGCUUUCAAUCGAGAGCGACACCUUCGGCGAGGUGCUGUUGUCGACAGGGGUUCCGUUGAAAUAUCAGAAAUACUUGUCCUACCUGCUAAGGGACCUUUUGCUUCACACCAAGCUCGAGCAAAACGGCAAGCUCCCGUCACAGACAAGGUUCUUGAAAGUUGACGACACGUACUUCGACUACCUGCUUCCGUCGUCAUGGGUGUCGCUUAUUCCCAGUUCUAGUUUGAACUCAAUCAACCGCAGAGUGAGCAUCGAUUGCACCCACGGCGAUGGGUAUGCCCAGGUCGAAGUAGCCACUCUCAAGGACCCCCAGGCCAACUUGGAGGCGAUUCCAUCGACGUACUUCAACUUCAUUACCAAUAACCCGGUGACUCCGUCGUCAGGAAUCUUUUACUACGAGGUGGAAAUCGUCCAAGAAUGUACUCAGGCCACCGAUAUGGCUCCAUUGUUGGCUAACUCAGACACCUCGUUGGCGUCCAAGAAUGCCUCGCAGUUCUGCGUGGGAUUUGUCAAGCGGUUCCUCCAUCACGGGCCGCGAAACCCUUCUUCACCUCCACCGGCGACCUUGGGCUACGAUGCCAAUUUGGUGGAUCUUGAGACUAUUAAAGACGAACUCGUGUUUAGCCAGGACAAAAUGAUCCAGAAACCGUUGGACUUGAGCAUCGAGGCUUUAAUAGACGACAAACCAGGGGAAAUGAAGGCAAGUUUUGCCUUGGACUUGGGCGACCUGAAUUUUUACAACUCCAUCAAGGGCAGCGAGUCUGCCCAACGCACAACCAUUCUCUCCAUGAACAGAAGACUCUCGUCAUUGAGCAGACAGAGCAUUGCUGAGUUGGACUCAGGCCGAAUUGAUACCGAGGUAACGUUUUCAACCAACAAGGUCCGAGAGUCCAAGUCCGAGAAGAUCUUGAAGUCCGAUGUGGUGGGCUUCGGAAUCAACUAUAUCGACAAUAGUCUCUUUAUCACAUUGAAUGGGGUUUUACUUCGAACCAUCUCCAAACAAGAGCUCAUGUCAAGUAACCCUUUGAACGAUAAUCUUUUCAGCUCUUCCAACCCCAAAGGUGACCUGGUGUACCCUAUGAUCGGGUUCAAAUUGAACGACGUCUCGAUAAACGACAAGACCGAUAUUGCACCCACGAAGUUGACGGUUCGGGGGAACUUUGGGUUUAAGGACUUUAAGUUCAACAUCAACCACUGGGUGAAUCUUUAUAAAAGGGACAAUGAGAAGGAUCUCAAUUUGAGGCUUCUUCAGCAGUCUCAAACCGCCGCCUCUUCCAGUGACCCAAAUGAUGUGUUUGAGGGCCAGCUAUUGAACGUUCAUGAUAAUUCGGCCUUGUUGAACCGUUUGAUAAAAGGGUACUUAUAUACUGAAGGAUACACCGAGACCUUCAACGCAUUGGCGUCAGACUUGAAGGAGUUGAGCGACAUCACGGCUACAAAAAACGAACCUAAUAACGACUCAAAGGUAAUAGAACGGUCUCAUGCCCAAGAGCGGCAUGCUCUCAAGAUGUGCUUCUUGCAAAACCGAUUUGACAGCAUUCUUGAGAUACUCAAUUCCAAAUAUGAGCGGUUCUUCAGCGACAAAGCGGGUCAGAUAUUGAUUUUCGACAUAAAGCUAUACAAGUUGAUCCACUGCCUCAAGAUAUACGUCGAAAAGCUCUUGAACUUGGGAAGCCGGGAGUUUGAGUUUGAGUACGAUACCAAUUUAUCACUGUCAGAACUAUACACGCAGGCAUUAAAUCUUGCCACAAGUAUCCAGAAAGAGUACGCCAACAACGAAGAACAGACCGACAAAAUCAGAUCGGCAGUGGUGCUUCUUUUGGUCAAGGAUAUCAAGGGAUACAACAAUCUUCCUCACAUACACGUUGUACUCGAGAAAUACCAGGACAAAACAGCCGAACUCUUCGAGUUGGUGAACAAGAGGAUCUUGAAAGGAUUGAGUUUCAACCAGACUUCGAACUUAGAGAGUAUAGUGACCAGAGUCGACCGAAAUGUCGAAGAGUUGACACUCACACACUGUGACAACAAGUUUUCGUUGAUCAACUUUGAGAGAGACCAACUUGAGUUAUAG